GAUUUAGUUGGGAACGUGUAACCGCUGUGUAAGGUUGUGUAUCUAUUCGAUUUGCGGCGUUUUUAUUUCGCCUUAAACGUAUACGGUUUUUAUGGUUAAAAACAGAAUAAAUUACUGAAUGUAUUUUAUUUUAUAUAUAUAAAAACAACCAAAACGCCAGUGUUAACCCCUUAAUAACAAUAAAACAAAAGACGCUUGAAAAGCGCGUGAAUAAAAAAAAAUAGAACAAAAAAAACACAAAAAUCUAUUAAAAUACUAGAAUAAAAUCAACAAAAACCAAUUUUGUUGUUUUUACCAUAAAUUCGCUCUAGUAUUCUUGAGUGAGUGUGUAAGUGUGUGUGAGUGAGAGCCACAACGACUACGACAACGACAGUUUUGGAGCAGUGCACCAAACAGUGAACUCCAACGGAGCCAACAUCAUCGUGUCUUGUUUCAAUUUUUUUUUUUCACCAACAUUUUUGGAUUCCCUCAACGUGCAGAGUAGGUCAGAUAACGACAAACUAUAAAGGAUAAUUAUACGCUGUUAACAAAAAUAUAAGAAAUAACUUUUAAACUUGUUUUUCUCUCUCCCAUUUGUUUUGGGGUAAACCGCAGUAAUAACUCAAGGAAGCAGCCGUUAAAAAUAUAACUAAAACUACAACCAAACAACAUCAACUUCAGACACCAACAAGGAAGAAAAAAAAGGGAAAGAAAUUGCCAAGAAAAAUAUUUAUCCAACCAAGGAACGUACAACUUCAGGAAAACGUCAGUAACAUGUUGAAGAAAAUGGGAGGCGUAGGCUUGUUAGCCUGCGGUAUUUUACUGUUAUGUGCUGUCAGCAGCGUCAACUCUUAUUCAAAGUAUGGGCGUGGCUGCAAUGACAUUGGCUGUUUGCCCAAUGAGGAGUGUGUCAUUACCUCUGAUUCGUGCAGUUACAGUCAACGUGAUGGCAAAGAUUGUGGCAGUUAUCCUACUUGCAAAAGGAAGUCUGGCGUCAGUACCUCUUCUUCAUCAUCGUCGGUUAAUCCUUCAGUAAGCGGUAGUAAUACGCACAAUUCAUACAAUCCUAGUGCACCGCAACAGCCUAGUGCUCCUGUGCCUGAUUAUAAUGGCAUGGCCAGCAGUGGUGGUGCCGGUGGCGGAGGCAGUAGUGGUGGAUAUGGUGGUGGUUUUUCGGCUGGCGGCCAUAGUUUGUAUCCUAGUUUACCUUCCGACAACAAUCAUGGCGGUGUAAUGGGUGGUGGCUAUAAUCCUUAUAGUGGUGGCUAUCAACCUGGCGGUUAUAAUCCCGGUGGCUAUGUGCCACCUGGCUAUCAACCUGGAGGUGCUGGUGGUUAUCAACCUAAACCGGGCUAUACUCCCCCGGCUCCUGGUUAUGGUGGCGGUAGUGGUGGAAGUGGUGGUCACACGCCCACAAAACCUAAAGAAAAGGAAGGCGGUGGCUUCUUCUCGAAUUUCUUCUCCAAUCCUGCUGUAAGUCAAGCUGUUUCUGGAAUAAUUGCAGGACAAAUAGCCAAUUCAUUGCGCGGUGGCGGUAAUACUCCUGCUCCUCAGCCCAGUGGUGGUUAUCAGCCGAGUGGUGGUUACGGUGGCGGUUCUUCAGGUUCAUCAGGUGGAAGCAGUGCGGGCAGCAAUAUUUUGGGUGGUUUAUUGGGAAAUGUUUUAAGUGGCGGUGGUGGUGGCGGAAGCAGUGGCGGUAGCAGUGCUAGCAAUAUUUUAAGCAGUGUUUUAUCUGGUGGUGGUGGCGGCGGUAGCAGCAGUGGUGGUAGCAGCAGUGCCAGCAACUUUUUGGGCAGUCUUUUAGGAGGUGGUGGUGGCAGCUCUGCCAAUUCCAAUCGUGGUGGUUCCGGUGGCUUUGGGGAUAUUCUUUCCUCACGCAACUUUGGUGGCCUGUUCAGUGAAAAUCCCUCUUCCAAAUCAUCCAGCUCUUCUCAAUAUGCUCAACCUUCGUCCUCCUCCAGUGGAGCAAAAAGCUAUCCUACACAACCACCCAUGUAUGGCAACUAUAACUACAAUGGUUAAAAUAAUGAAUAUUUUGAAAAGUUACUUUCUUUAAUGCUACUUUAUAUUAAACAAACAUGUUAUAUUAAUCUUUGAAAAAAAACUAACAAAUCUUUAAAGUAGUUUUAGUUGAAAAAUUUUGUUAACAAAUAAUAAAAAGUAAACAGAAAUUAAAUAAAUAUAUACUCCUCUAACAGUCAAACACAUUAAACAAAAUAUACUCUAAUGCAACAAAUAAAUAAAUAUUUUUAUGGACAAAAAAAACAACUCCCCUUCCUCCCCCUAGAAACCAAAAUACCAUGUAAUAAUUCUCAGUUUACAAAAAAAAAUUAAAAAUAUUGUAAAUAAAAUUUAAGAAUUCCCUAUAAAUAAAAACAAUAGUCAAGAAAUUAGCGAUAAAACCAUAAAAGAAUAAAUAAAUAAAAUUAAAACAAUCAUUACAACAACAAAAAA
Calliphora vicina (urban bluebottle blowfly) is the source of this 2433-nucleotide messenger RNA. It is a transcript of the gene Mnr, whose product is annotated as Membrane-bound Notch regulator. The record is from RefSeq and is a predicted model, not a curated record. NCBI's taxonomy places the organism in Eukaryota, Metazoa, Arthropoda, Insecta, Diptera, Calliphoridae. Bases 754 to 2001 code for a protein of 415 amino acids. The transcript is spliced from 6 exons.